CUCGGGUCACUCUGUAGCCGAGUUAACAGGCAGCAGGCGAUCACGAAAGCCCUUGGGUCGAGGACGCAGGCGCCAGUCAUGUGACCCUUGAGAGGCAAGGUGCGGUUAGGAGUUCUCGUUCAAAAAAAAGCACGUCUCUUCCCGCGAGAACUGGGUUCAGCCUUCGCGCCCUGAGCAAAGCUGAAUGAGGCGUCCGCUCACGCGCCGCUGGGCGGUUCCUCGGAGAACUUCGCUUGUGACGGAGGUGACGGUAUAAAACGGGACAGAUGGCGAACCUGACAGAGAAAACGGUAUUCCCUUGAAGCCACUUGAGCUGCCCAGGAGCUGAAGUCUGGGACCACAUGGCCAAGCUCCAGGGCACAUAGGCUGACUCUAGAAUCUCAGGAUAAGGCUAUGAAACUCCAGGGAGUUGGAGUGUGGAGCUCCAGGGAAACCUAUGAAGACAACGACCAGAAAGAACCAGAGCCCACUAGGCUUCCCCCUAUUAUCUCAGAAGAUGGGAAUCAUUCCGUGCACCAGAAUAGCCACACAAGGUACCAAGAAGCUGUACGGAAGGUGUUGUUAAAGACAUUCCCCAAUCAGGUCUUCAGAGUACCCCUGACUGAUGCUCAGAACUUCAGCUUCUGGCGGUCCCACAAUCCAGGAGUGCGCCCAGAGGAAACCAUGCCAUGGAUCCGGAGCCCCUGCCACUGCCUCAUCAAAAGCCCAAUGACCAGGUUUAUGGAUCACUCUAUUCUCAAUGACAGAAACUUCAGUCUGUAUUGAGCAGGAAGUGUCUGCAGAAGGACAAGAUAAACUCUGGAUGGAGGGCAAAGAGGGACAGAGGGAGGUGUCCUGGUUCCAAUGGCUGACUAAUGGGAGGAGGGGAUUGAGAACAUGGAAUAAACAGAUUGCACUAGAA
This is a messenger RNA of Eubalaena glacialis (North Atlantic right whale), 901 nucleotides long. RefSeq names its product sperm microtubule inner protein 11 (gene SPMIP11). The record is from RefSeq and is a predicted model, not a curated record. The coding region runs from base 394 to 765 and encodes 123 amino acids. The transcript has 5 exons. NCBI's taxonomy places the organism in Eukaryota, Metazoa, Chordata, Mammalia, Artiodactyla, Balaenidae.